Messenger RNA from Colossoma macropomum (tambaqui), 3557 nucleotides. RefSeq names its product protein argonaute-3 (gene ago3a). Gene Ontology annotation, biological process: regulation of stem cell proliferation; regulatory ncRNA-mediated gene silencing. The coding region runs from base 93 to 2696 and encodes 867 amino acids. The transcript has 19 exons. The record is from RefSeq and is a predicted model, not a curated record. Gene Ontology annotation, molecular function: RNA binding; protein binding. NCBI's taxonomy places the organism in Eukaryota, Metazoa, Chordata, Actinopteri, Characiformes, Serrasalmidae.
CGACCUGCUUCGGUCCGGACCUCCGGAGUUUUCUUAGCCGAGUUCAUCAACUAGGAGCCGGGACAGACGGAACCGGACAGAGACCCCCAUGAAUGGAAAUCGGAACUACAGGAGCCGUUGGGGCCCAGUCCCUGUUCUCCAUGCCCCGGAGGCCCGGCUAUGGCACCAUGGGGAAGCCCAUCAAGCUGCUGGCCAACUGCUUCCAGGUGGAGAUCCCCAAGAUGGACGUCUACCUCUAUGAGGUUGACAUUAAGCCUGAAAAGUGCCCACGCAGAGUCAAUAGGGAGGUGGUGGACUCCAUGGUGCAGCACUUUAAGGUGACCAUCUUCGGGGAUCGCAGGCCAGUCUAUGAUGGGAAGAAAAGCCUUUACACAGCCAACCCACUGCCUGUGGCACCUGCAGGAGUGGACCUGGACGUCACGCUACCAGGAGAGGGAGGAAAAGACCGACCGUUUAAGGUCACCAUCAAGUUUGUGUCUCUGGUCAGCUGGCACCUGCUGCAUGAAGUGCUGACUGGACGUGGAAUGCCUGAACCACUGGAGCUGGACAAGCCCAUCAGCACCAACCCAGUACACGCUGUAGACGUGGUGCUAAGACACCUGCCCUCUAUGAAGUACACUCCGGUGGGUCGGUCGUUCUUUUCGGCUCCAGAGGGUUACGACCAUCCUCUGGGAGGAGGGAGGGAGGUAUGGUUUGGCUUCCAUCAGUCUGUACGGCCUGCCAUGUGGAAGAUGAUGCUCAACAUAGAUGUGUCAGCCACAGCCUUCUACAAAGCACAGCCAGUCAUUCAGUUCAUGUGUGAAGUUCUGGACAUCCACAACAUCGACGAGCAACCUCGCCCCCUCACAGAUUCGCAUCGGGUCAAGUUCACCAAAGAAAUCAAAGGUCUUAAGGUGGAGGUGACGCACUGUGGAACCAUGCGGAGGAAGUACAGAGUCUGUAAUGUGACCCGCCGGCCUGCCAGCCACCAAACGUUCCCCUUGCAGUUGGAGAAUGGGCAGACAGUGGAGCGGACCGUAGCUCAGUAUUUUAGAGAGAAGUACAACCUGCAGCUCAAAUACCCUCACCUGCCCUGCCUGCAGGUGGGCCAGGAGCAGAAACACACCUACCUGCCUCUAGAGGUGUGUAAUAUAGUGGCUGGACAGAGGUGCAUCAAGAAACUGACCGAUAAUCAGACAUCCACCAUGAUCAAAGCCACAGCGCGUUCAGCACCGGACAGACAAGAAGAAAUCAGUAGACUGGUGCGCAGUGCCAACUAUGAGGCAGACCCUUUUGUGCAGGAGUUCCAGUUUAAAGUGCGUGACGAGAUGGCCCAUGUGACGGGCCGCGUGUUGCCGGCACCCAUGCUGCAGUACGGGGGCAGGGUGAGCUCAGAGCACUAUCUGAACCGUACCGUGGCUACUCCCAGUCACGGUGUGUGGGACAUGCGGGGGAAACAGUUCCACACGGGUGUGGAGAUCAAAAUGUGGGCCAUUGCCUGCUUUGCCACGCAAAGACAGUGCCGUGAGGAGAUACUCAAGGGGUUCACAGACCAGCUGCGUAAGAUCUCAAAAGAUGCUGGGAUGCCCAUUCAGGGACAGCCAUGUUUCUGUAAGUACGCGCAGGGAGCAGACAGUGUGGAGCCCAUGUUCAGACACCUGAAGAACACCUACUCCGGCUUGCAGCUCAUCAUCGUCAUCCUGCCUGGAAAAACGCCUGUCUAUGCGGAGGUGAAGCGUGUAGGAGACACUCUUCUGGGCAUGGCCACUCAGUGUGUUCAGGUGAAGAAUGUGGUGAAGACGUCUCCACAGACGCUCUCCAACCUCUGCCUCAAAAUCAACGUCAAACUCGGCGGCAUCAACAACAUCCUAGUGCCACAUCAACGGCCAUCAGUAUUCCAGCAGCCAGUGAUCUUCCUAGGGGCAGACGUUACACACCCGCCUGCUGGAGAUGGGAAAAAGCCCUCCAUUGCUGCCGUGGUGGGCAGUAUGGAUGCCCAUCCAAGUCGGUACUGUGCCACGGUUCGGGUGCAGAGGCCCCGGCAGGAGGUGAUUCAGGAUUUGGCCUCCAUGGUGCGGGAACUCCUCAUCCAGUUCUACAAAUCCACUCGCUACAAACCUACCAGAAUUAUCUACUACAGGGAUGGUGUGUCCGAAGGCCAAUUCAGACAGGUGCUGUAUUAUGAGCUGUUGGCUAUCCGGGAGGCCUGCAUCAGUCUGGAGAAAGAGUAUCAGCCCGGCAUCACCUACAUCGUAGUGCAAAAACGCCACCACACUCGCCUCUUCUGUGCCGACCGCAACGAGAGGGUGGGCCGCAGCGGUAACAUUCCUGCUGGUACGACUGUGGACACAGACAUCACGCACCCCUACGAGUUUGACUUUUACCUCUGCAGUCAUGCUGGAAUACAGGGCACGAGUCGCCCUUCCCACUACCACGUGUUGUGGGAUGACAACUGUUUCACGGCCGAUGAAUUUCAGCUGCUCACCUACCAGCUGUGCCACACCUAUGUGCGCUGCACGCGAUCCGUCUCCAUCCCAGCGCCCGCCUACUAUGCCCAUCUGGUGGCCUUCCGCGCCCGCUACCACCUGGUGGACAAAGAGCAUGACAGUGCGGAGGGCAGCCAUGUUUCUGGUCAGAGUAACGGUCGGGACCCCCAGGCUCUGGCUAAAGCUGUGCAGAUUCACCAUGAUACCCUGAGGACCAUGUACUUCGCCUAAGAGAGCCCCAACUUCUACACACCCAUACACACACACAAACACACACUGACACAUAAACUCACACACCUCCCACCAAUAUGUGUGUCCCUGAGGGUCUGAUUCCAUGGCAGUGAGAGCGCCCACUAAAUCCGGACCGGACACUGUGCGGUAGAAAAGGAGGGUGCCUGGCCUGAGAACGCACACCUGCUUUAAACCCCACACCUGAAAACUCAGCACUAUUAUGCAAUAUUAAACCAGCCAACUGCUUUCCCCCCCCCCCUUUUUCUGUUGGGGGAUGUCUUGAGGCUCCCCUCUUCCCUCCCUACCAAACAAAAGGGAGGUUUUGGAUUUUCUUUUUUUGUUUUGUUUUUUUCUCUCCCCUGUCUGUUGAUCAUUUUACCUCAAGCUUGUAACAGCAGCACUUUCUUACCCUCAUAAACCCCCCCAGUUGUUGCAGAAAGACAUUGAGAGAGCAGAGUCAGUUCUGGGAGUUAGAAAACGGCAUGUCUUCUGCUAGAUUGAAAUGGGCCCUUUUUGUUUAAUCUACAUCAAUAAUGGUGUAGCCAAAGUACCUUUUUAUUUCUCCCUACUUUUGUAGCCAAUCGUGACUUAAGAUGUAUGAGUGUAAAUUGUGAUGAACCAGUUGUGCGUUAUUGAUGUAUAAAAACAGACACACACAUAUACACAUGCUGUAAUUGUGAGUAAAGUGCCACCCACAGGCAUUAGGCCAGAUAUUCCCAGAAACUGCCUGAAAGCUGAUUAGAAUAAUGCAUUUUAAUUUGCUUAUUUUCUUUUUUUUUCUCCCCAAACUUUGUGCCGAGUAACAUUAUUUUAGGGUGGUCCAGAACAUUGUCUGUGAGCUCUCAUGUACUGCAAUGCAAA